AUGGAAAGAUUGUCAGAAAACAAGGGCGCGUUCGCGAUCAUCUACUCGUCUUAUUUAUUUGGUUGUAUGCACUCAGUCAUCAAGCCUAAACUGCACCUUUUUACAAGUCAGACAUCGAGGAAAAAGUUAACAAUGACUUGUUUUCCAUGUGGCAAAAUCUAUAGCAUUCGUUGUCGCGCGGUGACAUUGUUCCUCUCUGUGGCAUUUACGUUGUUUGUGACUCUAUUUUAUGGUGAGAGUAUUUUAAAGACAUUAUAUUUGGUACCAGGAUCGCAAUCAACAUCAGCUAUUUAUGGAAUUAUGUUUGAUGCGGGUAGCACAGGUAGCAGAAUUCACGUUUUUACAUUCGUCCGGACGGGAGGUAAGCCUGCCUUCACUGUUGUAGUCACUUAUACACCUCGUGGCUUUAUUGGGCAUAAAAAAAAACAUUGACAGCUCUAUUCCUUAUCUAUUCGGGGAAAUUCUCCAGGGAUCUUCCGAAGGGACGUAGAAAUCAGCAACAGGCCAGCCUUCGACUCCACAUUCCUUGACUAUCUGGGAACGUUUCGUUUUUCCCUCCCCUAGCUAGCCUGUGAACAGGCUCUCUGUUUGGGGAAAAAUAGCGAGGAAAGGGAAGGGAAAGGGGGGAGAGAGCCUGUAGACAAACAUUUGAGGCCGCUAUUCCGCCCUCUUGUAAUUAUCCUGCCGAUCAUCUGUCAGUAAGAUCGUUAUCGGUCAAUCAAUUUCGCGCGUGAGUAACUCCUGGGAAAAUUAACAGGAAAUGAGUGGUGUGUUGCUCCGUCUGAAAACAGAGUGAAAUGGAGCAUGAACGUCAUUGUUGAUUUUGCAAAAAGUCGUUGAUCUCCGGUAAGAGGAUUUAAAACAAGCCGUUCGUCUUGCUAGUUCGGUUUGUAAUUUAACAAGCCGCUGCAAUGAGCGAACUUGGAAUGCGGAAGGUACAGAUACUAUCAUGACUUCUCCAGAAAGUGAAGCUUCGAAGAUAAGUACAAAGAGAUCAGCAGCGCUUCUAUCGCCGUCAGGAAUUACAUGGUAGGCCGACACGACUUUUACUUUAUGCCAAAAUGCUGCUUGUUCCCAUAAGUUUUUUCCUCUGCAGGGUAGAUUAUUCUCUGGAAGGUUCUACAUUUUCACUGAGCAAAUGUGAUUUUAGCCGCUUGUUUCACACUGAGAGGUCGCACACAUAUCGAUUUACUGUGGUUUUUGUUUCUGGUCGACAGGAUUUGUCCUCUGAUGCAAGAGCAUUUCCUUUUUUUGCGGCUGAAUAAGGGUCUUACUUUUCUCCAAAGUGCCUUCUCGAUCUGAAUAACUAAGCGAUUUUCUUUAGUCCGUGAAUGUAAUGAUUUUCUGCAAUGUUGUAUUCUGACGCUGGGCCCAGUUCGUCAGUGUUUAAAAAUUAUCAAGGAUGGUUAUUUACAGAUCCAAAAUUAUAAGAUUGAAAUGCAGCUUAAACCGAAGCUACAUCAACUAUGGAGAAUUGCAUUGUUCUUCGUUAACUAUAAACUCCAGCUUAGUGUUUUUGUAAAGACAGUUUGAGUCUUUUGACCGGAGCGCGUAGUUCCUCCCCGUGGUAAUAGUCUUUGGACUGUUUUGUUAAUUGCCACUCUGUGAUCAAAUCGCGUGCUACGUGCCGACCGAAAAGCCGAUGUCAAUCAGACCUGUCAACAGUCAGUGUUCUCGCCAAUAGGAACUUGCAUCAGGAUCUGAUGCACAGCGGGUGCCGUGGAACGGCGGCCCCAAAGGUCUGUCCACAGGCCUUUUCGCUUUUCCCUCUCCCCACGCCGCUCGACUUAAGGCCUGUUCACAGGCUAUCCCCUAGCAUGAGAAAACAGCCGACAUUUGGCGACGCUACCACUGGUUUCCCCACCAAAUGACGUCUGAGAAACGAGCGUAGAAAUUCCAUACUGAUGACCCGUCACUACACAGAUCUCAGUAGUGCUUCUGAUUGGUCCUGCUGCGUGGGAAAUUUGAUUCAACCAAUCAGAAGCGCCACGCAGAUCUGGGUAGUGACACCUAACCAGUAUGGAAUUUCUGCACUCGUUUCUCAGAUGUCAUUUGGCGGGGAAACCAAUGGUAGCGUCACGAAAUGUCUGCUGUUUUCUCAGGCUACCCUUGUCGGGAAACGUCCCCAGAGCGGCAAGGAGGAGGAGCAGCUGCUCAGAGGCCAAGGGUUGCUGUUCUUUGGAACAUUGAUUGUAUCGAAUUACUACACAAACGGAUUUAAGUUGAAUGCUGUCAGUUGAAACAAAGUCAAUGUUCAAAUUUUCUCUGAAAGUGAGAAAAGAAUUUUUUUUAUUGUUUUAAUGAUAUCAGCUGUGGAAAAUGGCGCCGAUUUACCCAGGGACUGAUGAUUUAUAAAAGGCUGAAAAUUGGCCUAAAUUAGUUUCAUCCUUUGUCUUUUUAUUAUAUCUCCUGUUAUUCCAUAGUCAUUACCUUAAGCUGUUUUCCAGACGUUUGGAUAAUAUUUUACCAGGUUUAUAGGACAGAAUGACGGUUUGCUCAAUUCAACAGUAUAAAAACAAAGGCCAGUGUAUGCAAAGCACACAAUGUCAACUCACAACAUGUUGUAAGAUUCCUUGGUAAUUUAAUUGCCAGUGGAGACUGUGGAUGAGAUGAUCCAAUAUCUGUAUCUGUAUAAUAUGUCAAUUGACUGACUGGCUUGAGGUUCCUUUGGCCUCUUUUAAUAAUUUAUUCCUAAUUGACAGCUGUCUUGUUUUGUGUAAAGGAAGGCAGUUGAAGCUCACAAAGGAAUACUUUUAUCAAGUAAAACCAGGUCUUUCGGCAUAUGCUAGUGAUCCCAAACAGGUUAGUAAGAAAUGUCGAUAAUCAGAAGUUAUGUUAUGACCAGCUCCCAGUUGGCUUGAUUAGAACGCUGCCUGGGUAUCUCAGAAGUCAGGGUUCAAAUCCUGGCAAGCUUGAAUUUUGUCAGCCUUUUUUUCACAACUAUAUUAUAUACUGAUCCAAACAUGUAAGUUGCGUCUUUAGCUGUGAUGAUCUUCUUUGCAUUUAUUCCAAAUCACUAUUGUUAGUGUGUAACCCUAAUCGCUAUUUCCGGUACUUAACCCUGACCUGACCCCUAACUUGACAUUGUGACUCAUUUACUCGUCUGGCUCAUAAAACAAGCUUUCUCUGUAUUAUUGUUAUAUUUAUUUUGCCUACGUUCUCUCGUCUUUUCUUUAGAAAUAAAAGACAGUUACAUGUAUCCAGAUUAUAAGUUGAAUGCUGUCAUUGAAUCUUAACCCUUUGAGUCCCAAUGGUGACCAAGAUCAAUUUUCUCCUAACAAUCUCCAUAUGCUGUCAAGAGAGAAGUCAUGAGAAUUAAUAAAAUGAUCACCCAAGAGAAAAGGCCUUGAUCUUACAUUAAAUUCUCUCCACUAAUUCUUAAAGGAAAUGUAUGGAGAUCAGUUUGGAGAAUUUGUAUGUUGAUAUUGGGACUUAAAGGGUUAAGGGGUUGAUAUUUUUUUAUUUGCACUUGUAGCUUGACUUUGUGCUUAACCAAAGAAUCUGUAGUUUAAAAGACAAACGCUGAGUAAGGAAUAAGAGAUUUUUAAGCUAUCAGAAAUCAAACAAUUUUGAAAUCAUUUUAUUCUAAAUUUCAUCGAAAUCUAGUGACAAAACAUUCACCAAAUUAUGUUUUGUCAUAUUUGUCUGACUAUUCAACUUUGUAGGGGGCUCAUUCAAUAGAGAAAUUACUUCAGAAGUCAAAAGAAAUCAUACCUAAGGAGAGAUGGGAAUCUACUCCUGUCUCUCUGAAAGCCACUGCUGGUCUUAGAAUGCUGCCAUCAAACUCUUCUGAGCAAUUACUUAGUGAGGUAUGAGUGGCUUUCAUUCCUUUAAGACAUCAAGGUUAAGCUAGGCUCUGCCCCGAGGUCCAACCACUUAACCUUUUAUGUACCAUGUUUUACAGAAAAGGUACCCCUUUCAACUCAUAUACCUUUUUCUUGACAGAGGUUACCCAUUUCACAUACUAAUAAUGCCCCUUUCGAUUCAUAUACCUUUUUUUUGACAAAGGGUACCCCUUUCACAUACUAAUUAGAAUGUUGCAUCCCAUUUAACUGCUGUAAAUUCAUUGCAUGUGGAUAAAUCAGUAAACAAGAUAGUUUUCUUGUCUUUUUUCACAGCCAUAAAAUGUCCGUAAUAGCCCAUUUAGGUCCUUUCACAGAUCACUAUGAUGAAUUUCCCUACCCUUUCAUAUACUUCAACUAGAGAAACCCGAACCCUUUCUAUAUCUGAAGCCUGAAAAUGGUACCCAUUGCGGGUGGAGCCUUCCCGUCUAGGCCAUUAUAGGGAGUGUACCUCCCCUGGCUCUCCCUGCACCCCCCUUCCCCCCACCCCGGCUCACCCCCUGUUGUUGUAUAACAAUAUUUUAUGUGAAAAGGUGUCAAACAAAAGAAAAGGAAAUCUUGGCUCCCUGAUGAUAUUUCAUCAAAAGAUUCAAGUGUUCAGAAGACAAAUAACCUCAUUAUGUCGUAAGUGACAGCCAAGUGAAUUUAUCAGUCUGCAUUAAUUUACACUUUGUCUACGUAUGUUUUAUACUGUUUGCUUUCAGGUUGGUAGGUUAUUUACAGAUUCACCAUUUUUUCUUCCUGGCCAAAGCGCAGUCAGCAUUAUGGAUGGUCCAGAUGAGGGACUAUUUGCCUGGAUUACUGUCAAUUUUUUAUUAGGUUAAUGUCACAUACAGUCUCUCUCUCAGCUGUUUUUAGUGUCAUCACAUAAUGCUCCUCUCCACAGAGUGCAGGGAAAAGCGUUGUGUGACGAUACUUAAAAACAGCUGCUCACAUAAUAUUAUUAUUAUUAGUCAUGUCCAGCAAUGUGAAGCUCUAUUUAAAGUGUGACUUAUUCUCUGUGAUGAAAAGCUCUCAUAAGGCCAGGGACCACUCCCGGAAGCAACUGCGAUACAUAAACAGUGUACGCCAAUCUUUCAUAAGUGAUGGCCCUUAAUAUGUUUGUGACAUGGGUGCUUAUUUGGAUGGCCAGCUCUAGUAGGGAACACUUUCAUGAUCUCCCGAGGUGCGCGUGGUCAUUCAUGAGAGCUUCGACUAUAUUUAUGGUUUUUUUUACUGUUUAUAACCAAAGGUUAGGGAAUGUGGGCAAGUUUCAAAAUGCUGGGGCUAAUUUGCAUACAUUUUUAGUGAUAGAAGUGAAAUGUGCGUGAUCAGAUUGGUGGUAGGAGGUACAAAUAUGCUUGAUCAGACUAUGAUCUAUGCAUUCCAUUAUUUCAUUAGUAGUAGAAGUCGCGUCAAAAUUAAUGCUUGUUACAUUAGUGCUAAGCAUGCAUAAUAGCAACCUGGAUGUUAUGAUAGCAGGCUCCUCUUGUCGCUCACAACAAACAUUUAUGUGCUGUUUCUAUCAACAGGAGGCCUAACAAGGGACAGUUCAGGGAUGUUUGGUACACUAGACCUCGGUGGAGGAUCAACGCAAAUCACCCUCAAUCCAGUUGAUCCGGUUUGUAUUUAAUUACUCUAAGAGUACAUGUAAAUGUCAAGAUUUUUCAAAAUAUUUAUGCUAACCCUUUCCCUAAUCUUCGUCUGGUUUUACUUGGAGAGAACAGCUUCCUUGUAGUUGCAUGAUAGCAUUUUCACGUAGCAGUUUAUUUAGAGAUGAUUUUGGCAUGAAUCUGGACCAAAAUUAACUUCUACUUACCAUGGCCAGCAAAAAGUGCAAACUAAAAAAUGGCAGUUUUAUCAUCUAAUGACACGUGUCUUUCUUUUCUCAGAUUUGCCCCUCUCAGUAAUAUAUUGGCCCCUGUUGUUCUUUCCCAAGCCAAAAAACCAUAUACAUAUGUACACACAAUCCAAAAUGUCAAGCUCCUUGAUCCUCACCUCCAGAAAACACUUUUGGUAAUGCAUACAAUUGCCUAGAAAUUUACAUUAUUCAUUCUUUCUUUAAAGGAAACUUUAAGAGAUUCACCAGAGGGUUUCUCUAGACAUUUAAACAUUGCUGGCAGGCAAUUUACACUUUAUACACACAGGUAAUAUUACUUAUCCAUGAUGUUAUAAUUAUAUCAUGUAAAUGAGAAAUCAAAAUUAAAUACCAGUAUAUGUACAUGCCUUGGUGGGAUAAGGUGGGGUACGGCCUUGUAUAAGCUGUAAAUUACAAGUGGUACCAAGGGGUAUGAAUCCCUUUGGUGUGGAAAUUAGUGAAGAUUUUAAUGUUCUUGUCUUGUUUUUAUUGCAUGUCACAACAUUAAGAAAAACAAAUUAUUCAUAUCAAAUUUUCUAGUUGUAAUAUGAUAAUAUAAGGAAAUGCUCCUUAAUUUCCAAGAGUUCAAAAGACAAAAAAAAACAAACAAACACAUAAAUUACCAAAAUGACAUCCAGCUAAAGAAAUGUUAAAGAGUUUUCGCCUGAUACUGCAGAUUCUAUUGCAGAGGUUUAAAUCAUAAAUCCAUGACUUAUAUCAUAUAUGUUUCUUAGAAUAUUUGUUUUAACAUUCAGUUAUUUAGGUCUUGGGCUAAUGGCUGCAAGGACAUCUAUACUUCAAUUAGGAAAUAAUGGAAGGGAUUGUAAGUGUUUAUAUUAUUGCAGGGUUUCCAUUAAGAAUGACCUAGUAGCAGGAGAAAGGUGUGACGUUACAGGAGAAUAUUUUGAAAGACCGAGGCUUCACUUCUGAAUAAAAAAUAGUUGUAAGCUACUGAACAUUCGUAGGAGAAUUCUUGGUAGUAAACAGAGAAUUCUCCAAUCUCCGAUGCCCAAUGGACACCCUGUUAUUGUUUAUUUCUUUAAAUCAGGUUUAUUGUUGAUGUGUUUCAGAGCCACCUUAGUUUUCUUCAAGUAAGGGUGGCUCUUAACUUCACAAAAACAUGCAUUUACUGCCAAUUAAAUUUGUCAUCAAAUGAUCUGUUUAAAUUUUUAUGUGUAAUCUAUCAUUCCUGUUAAUGGUCUCUGACACCUAUAUGUAAUGUGCCGAAACCAUUUUUUAAGUGGGCUCCCUGUAAUUCCCAAUACCCACAUACAAUUUCUAUGCUGUUCUUUGCUUUCUUCUCUACUAGCAAAUGGUGAAGACAUGAAAUUGAGUCCUUGUAUACAUAGCAGUUAUAGUGAAAUGUGGAAAUUUGGAGGCAAAAGCAUCUCCAUAGGGUAAGAGUGUUGUUAAUCAAUCUGCUAUUUAGGGCCACGAUCAUUUUUGAUUAUCAUCACAAAGUGUCCACACAAUACUCAAAUACCCUUAAAAAAUGCCACAGAUGGAAGCAAAAUUACCACUAAAUGUCGCCCUUCGAAUUCAAGGACUGUAUAAGAAUAAGAAAAAACUUGGUACUACUUGGUAUUCUAGUACACCAUCCAAACAAUUUUACCGCCAUCAGCUGUUUUUUUAAGAAGUUGUAAUAUUAGAUAUCACUAUUUAGGGUUGAUUUCCACUGUCAAGUAAUUUUUACAGGCAUACGGGCAUAAAAUUUACGUUCGCAAAUAAAAUAGAGGCAAUGCAUGAAAGGUCGCUCAUAAACGUUAAAGUUGAACAUCGCUCAACUUCUCGUUUAAGCUCAGCGCUUUUUAUCUUGCCUCUAUUUUAUUUAUGUGAUUAAAAUCUACAUAUGUUAGCAUGCGUAGCCAAAAAUACGUCAGUGGAAAUCAACCUUUAGUAAUGUUUUUUUCCGUGAAAAAUAUACUUUAAUUUAUAUAUGUUGUAUUUUGAAUCAACAUCGCCUCGUAGGGGUCUCAGUAGUUAUGGAUUCAGUGCUUGUAAGGAACAAGCCGUGAGAGUUAUUUCUGAUUCAAAAGUUCAUAAGCCAGGUAAGGAAAGGUAGAAGUGGUUCUCUGAGUGAAAUAUUAUUUUUACCUCUUUAGAAAAGAUUGUUUAAUAACUUCCCUUUUGUUUUGUUGGUGUUCAAUUGUGUCCAUAUUUCAAGAGCAUUAACAUUGUAAUAGUUUUUAAUACAGACUAAACUCCAUCUGCAAUUACCUCUAGUAAGUGACCCCCUCCCAUAAGGCGACCACCGAUCCAAAACACAGAAAAUUUUCCCCAAAGCCCUUAAUAAUAUAAGAACCUCUCAUAAAGAACAUGUCUCAUAUAAGCACUUGCAAAAACUUUUUGGCUCGAUGGUUUUAUAGUUUUCCAUUGUUUUUAACCUCUUGAAAGCAACCACUUUUUUGACGGGUCAUUAAGUCCGGUCUCUUUGUUUGCUGUAUGUACUACACCACUUGGACAUUAUAAAGAAAUUCAGUGUCAACAUGGAACUACACCAAAUGUAAUGAUUGACCUGCACCCAUCCAAACUUCUUAUUUCAUUGGUCCCUGUAACCUACACUACCGAUUGUUUUCAGGGAUAGGGGCAUUGUUAUGUCACCAUCCCUAAUGUUUUCCCAGCCAAUCACAAACCUUGUUUUAAAUUGGUGCAGGUCAGCCCAUAUGUAACUUAGAAAUUGCAUUCAAUAAACUCUCUGCCAAAAAGUAGGCGUGUCUAGACCUCUUCUCAGAAGUGAUCCCCUGGGUUAAAUCAUUGCACUUCGGGUGGUUACUUAAUACAAAAUGUUCAACACUAUAGCAUAAGACAGUAAUGGUAACAGGACUGAGUGGAGUCCAAUUCGGUCUGUAAUCAUACGAGUGAUUAACAAAAUUGGACGACCGCGUAGCGGGAGUCCGAUUUGUUUAAUCACGAGUAUGAUUACAGACCGAAUUAAACGACAAGAAGUUCUGUUAUUGGUAACAGAACUUCUUGUCGUUUAAUUCGGUCUGUAAUCAUACUCGUGAUUAAACAAAUCGGACUCCCGCUACGCGGUCGUCCAAUUUUGUUAAUCAUAACUUUAACAAAAUUUGUGAUAUAAUAAGCUAUUUUUUAAAUCAAAACACAAGAAAUUCAAAAUUUUGUUUUGCUAGCAGUGAGAAAAAAGCCAUUUAAGUGCGCGCGUGAUGGCGCGUACUGUCCAAUUACUUAGGCAUGACAUGUGCUGUCCUAUCAAACUGUCCAAUUAAGGCUGAAAUCAGGGCAGUUGAUAGCCAAUCAUAUUUGACAAUUUUGUUAUAGUUAUGAUUAAGGUGUAAAUGUUGUCAUUUAAGGAUGACAGAUUUUUUUUCCUGAUCCUUAUUAGUGGGUAUUCAGUCAAUUGAGAUGUACGCCUUCUCAUAUUUUUCUGACAGAGCUGUAGAUAUGGGAUUAAUAGGUAAGACCUAUUCUGUAGUUAUAGUGAAUAUCCAUACUUCCCUCCCCCACCCCCUACUAGAAAAAGGAGUAGAAAAUCCAGGGGGAGUAGGCUCCCAAUUUAAGAGCAAUCCAAAUUGGAAUUUCCACAGGUGAGGGCAUCAUAGAACAAUAAAUAAUAAUUGAGGGGCUCAGUGCAAGAAAGUCCUCCGAGUUUUUUGGUGAUUUUUGAAAGUGCUUCAAAAGUGCUGAAUUUUGGCACGUCACUGUUAUUUUAGUACUCAGGCAAUGUUGGGAACCUUCUCUUGCUAGUUUGAGCUGAAGUUUGCCAAAAAAUUGUUCUUUCCAAGCAGCAUUCUUUGCGAUUGUUAUUUUCUUCCAUAGGGGGUUUCUGGAAAUAUUCAUGUAAACAUUUAAUAUACAACAAUACCGUUCAUUCAUUUGAACCCUAAUAUUAAUAGCAUAGGUUGUUUUAACACCCUCCCCCCUUAAACUAAACAUAGAUGUAAAUAAAUAUAUACAAGCUUUUGCGUGAAAACAUGAUAUCUUCACAUGUGAAAAUAACAUGUUAUCUUCACUCGUGAAAUAUCACUUGCGCUGUGGCUACAUAAUAAAUCCCACCUUUCACAAGAAAAAGCUAUUAAUAAAAGUGAAAUGGUUUGGUAUUUCAUUGGUGUUUAUAUAAUAAAUAAAACAUUACAUGGCUGCUUGGAAAUAUGAAAUUUCUCUUCUCGUGUUGAAAACAUGAGAGAGCACAGCAAACAAGUGAAAUAUUUUUCAACACGAGAAGAGAAAUUUUGUAUCUCUGUGCGGUCAUGUAAUAUCCUCUAUGUAUGUUAUGUUAUGUUGUUCUGUUACGAAACAAGAAGCUUUUGGUUUCAGAUAAAGAAAAAGGUGGUACCAUAACUGUAGGAGAUUUUAUAAAUGGAGCAACAAAAGGUAUAGGUUUAAUUUUAUAUUAUGUUAAGAAAGUAAUUUGCUUUACUUUUUAACAUUUUGAUUUUUCUGAUGUCAAGCCUGCACUGGGAUACUGGGUUCUUUGUCAACGGUUGUACCACAAGAUUUUAUGCUCAAACACAGGAGGUCUAAAAAAUGUAAUCCUCACAUCUCCAUUAACCAGUUCAGAAACAAGAGGGAAACCUGGGCUGAGUUAACCUUUGCAAAGACACCUGCGACUGUUACUGGGGACAGGGAAAAUAUUGGCCAAUAGCUGCCCGGCACCUCGGCCCCUAGUAACGAUGCCAGAAGUCUUUGUGAAACCCAACUCUGCCUAGCAGUGAUUUUGUUACAAAUAAUUAUGGUGAGUCCUGGGACUUAUCUUGUGAAAAAUCAUGAGUCCAGUCAAGAGCCAUUAAGUCCCUGUUCAAAACACAGUGAGUCCCUGGGUCUUUUGUAACCACACAGUUAAUCUGAAGACAGACUCCAAAACUCUUUAUCACAGUUUACUGAAAAAAAGUAUACUCUUUCUAUCGUAAAGCACAUUACAAAGACUAACACAAAUAAGCAUCAUUUAACAACAGCCACAGUAUCAGCCACAGAAAUCACACGAACAGGAUAUUCAACAAUUAGUAAAAUCCAACUAGUGGUCCAUUAUCAAUGCUGCAUUCUGAUUGGUUGACCCACUACUAGGCUAUAUGUUAUAGCCAACUAGUAGCAAAAAGUGCUGGCUUUUUGGCAGCAAAAAAGGAUUAAAGUCUAGCUUUAACUAGCUAAAGUUGUUUUGUCUCGAUAUUUUUGACCAACUAGUCGGAUUUUACUAAAACAAUUAUUCCUCUCACCCCAUGGCCUCUGACUCAAUAACCCAUUCGCCCUUCGGCCUGGUGUGGUUAUUGACUCAGAGCCCAUUCGGGCUCGAGGAAUAAUUGUUAAAAAUCAUCUACAGAUCGAUCAAUCGAUCUUUGCGUCCUACGGGACGUAUAACACAAAUUAUUUUGCAUUUUUGGGGAUUUUUAUGCGUCAGGAACACAUAGUUUCCUGCUCAUUUCUAACGUGGUGAAUAAUCCAUCUUAGGAGUAAAAAGGUUAUGGGUAAAUGUUAAGACUUCAUCUAAAUGUGGGUUCUUACAUUGUUUUAACAGUUUGUUCCAAGAAAGAUGAUUCUUUACCUUAUCUCUGCCUGGAUGCAACUUAUAUAGCUGUUUUACUUAAAGAAGGGUAUGGCUUCACGGAGGACAGAAAACUUACAGUAAGCGUCCAGAAUUCAUUUAUUCAUUUACCAAUAUUUAUAAAGAAUUUGCCCCGUUAGCAGAGCUGAUAUGUACAGGGUUUGUUAGCUGAUAUGAAAUUUGACUUCAAGGGUUGUACCACUACCACUAUAACACCAUGAUAACUUUAUUCACUACCAUCACCUAUGUCACAUUUACUAUUACUACCACCGUGAGCAUCACAACGACCUUCACAACCACAUUGAUCAUGUCCUUCACUACCACUAACACAUUAAAAACCUGUUCACUACUACCACAAUCACUACCUUCAUUAACACCACUACCACUGUCACUACCACCACCACUUCCUUCACUAAUGCCACAAUUGUCACUACCAUCACCUUCACUACCUCCACCCAUCACCAUCACUACUGGCACUACCACCACAACCACCUCCACUACCACCAUCUUGAACACCAACACCACCUUUACUACUACCACCACCCCCACCACUUUCACUACUGCCAUCACCACUGUCACUACCACCUCCAUCACCACCUUCACCACCAUCAGCACCAUCACCAUCACCACUGUCACUACUACCUCCAUCACCACCUUCACCACCACCAGCACCAUCACCAUCAUCACUGUCACUACCACCACCUCCUCCACCACCUCCACCACCACUACCUUCACUACCACCACCACCACCACCACCUCCACCACCACCAGCACCAUCACCAUCAUCACUGUCACUACCACCACCACCUUCACCACCACCAUCACCAUCACUACUGUCACUACCACCAACACGACCUCCACUACCCCACCACCUUUUACUACCACCAUCACCAUCACCUUUUCCACCACUACCACCACCACCACCACCUUCACUAUUGCCAUCGCCAUCACCACUGCCACUACCACCACCACCACUACCACCACCACCACCACCACCACCUUCACUAUCACCAUCACUAUCACCACUGUCACUACCACCACCACCACCACUACCUUUACUACCACCAUCACCACUGCCUUCAUUACCACUACCAGCAUAUCACCCCCAUCACCACCACUUUCAGUACAACCAAGACCACUGCCUUUAAUACCUCCACAACUGUCACUACCAACACUGCCACAUUCACUACCACCACCACCGACACCUUCAUGACUACUACCACUAACACUAUCUUCACCUCCACUAUCAUUUCUUUCACUGCCCCUUUUUACCACUACUGCUAACUCCUUCACUUCCACCACCAUCAACUCCAUCACUUCCAAAAAUACUAUCACCAGUACCACCAUCUUCACUGCUGCCUCUACCACCAGCACCACCUUCACUGCCAAUGUCAUCAUAGAGGAUUGCGUGAGGAAAUUUUUAAUUUUUGCCAUUUAGUUUUUUCUCCACUGUGUUUAUACAUGCGCAAGCAGAUAGUUGAGGUUGUUUUGUUUUUAUUGCAGCUUCGAAUGAAAAUAAAUGAUGUUGAAAUCAGCUGGGCGUUAGGUGCAACACUUGACCUGUUUGAAAAGAUGACGUAACACUCGCAUAGCACUGGAGAGGAUCAGUUCCAAGCCGAUGUGGUGAAAUAACUUACACCGCAAUGGAAAAUAUCUUGUUUCUUUUAAUGGAGAAACUUACUUAUGCAAAACUCCAGUGAGUGGAUUUUAAUGACAUCUGUACAUGGUGGCCAUGUUGAAGGAGUAAACAACAACACUAAAAUAAAUUAUUUGCAUGAAAAUAAAACUUUUUUCCAAUGGGGAAUUGUUUUAUUGUUUUGCUCCUCCAACAAGGCUGUUGUAUACAUAAGCUAUCAGAUAGCUGUAAAACAGGAGUUUGUGUAUAAACCCUGAAGAGAGAGAAUUUGAUAUUAUUAUCUUUCAUUGAUGCUAGGAGUGAUACUAUACUACCAUGUCCUUAAAGGUCAACAGGGUGAUUUUUUAAAGGUUUUUUCUAUGAUUGUAGGUACUCUUUUUAAGUGCCUUAGACCAUCCCAAUAAAAUGUUCCAUUUCCCGUCGCCCGACCGACCCAUUUUUUUCGAAAAGUAAAAAAAAAAUUCCAGAUUCACUAGUCAAAGAAGCAAGUACUUUAAUUUACAAGCACACGAUCUUGUUUCAUUAACAACAAUUGGUAUGAUGUGAUGUCCUUGUCUUUAAUUAACAUCAACCUCCGUUCUUUUAAAUGCUGGUUAGACAUUUGAUGGUCGUAAAGGCCACGUUUUCGAGUUGACUUAACCAGGCUUUCUUACUUAGAAGCCCAGCUUUCUCUGGAACCCAGACCCCUUCAAGUAUUCAUUCAUUUUAUUUUUUUGCCUGACGGAGCGACCCACCAUCACAAGAGGCAGGGUGAUGGGAAAUGAAACAUUUAAUUGGGAUGGCCUUAUUAACUGUGUGUAAUAACAAUGGUAAAGGAGAUUAUUUGUCUUAAUAUCAUAUUCUUUCCUAUAAAUAAAAUUGUAUAACACAGUCUUCUAUGUUCUCUACUUAAUCUGUUUACAACAUUGCUAAUUGAUACACCUUAUCCUUCUUUUUUUAUAUACAAGUGAUCUUCUUCUUUUUGCAUGAAAUGUGUGAAUCUUCAUACCAAUACCAUCCACCUUCUAUAUUCCAAUUCAUCAAUAAUUACCUGCAAAUAUUUUGCAAUUUUUUUCAUUGUUUGUUUUGGGCAAAAUAGACCUAAAAAAAUUGUUUAGAGUUGUCUAGGAUAGAAAAGAAGCCUUUGUAUACUAUAAAAAUAUCGAUUUUAUAAAGUCGCC
Molecule: messenger RNA, 13972 nt
Organism: Porites lobata
Lineage: Eukaryota; Metazoa; Cnidaria; Anthozoa; Scleractinia; Poritidae
Source: the annotation of a GenBank genome assembly